Molecule: messenger RNA, 1212 nt
Organism: Merops nubicus (carmine bee-eater)
Lineage: Eukaryota; Metazoa; Chordata; Aves; Coraciiformes; Meropidae
Gene: CDKAL1
Product: CDK5 regulatory subunit associated protein 1-like 1
Exons: 11
Biological process (GO): tRNA methylthiolation
Cellular component (GO): endoplasmic reticulum
Molecular function (GO): tRNA (N(6)-L-threonylcarbamoyladenosine(37)-C(2))-methylthiotransferase activity; 4 iron, 4 sulfur cluster binding
Source: RefSeq, a predicted model, not a curated record
AUGGCGAUUUCCAGUGAGAUUCAGUUGAAUUCUGAGCUGGCGAAAGCCCAGGAAGGGAAGAAGAAAGUGGUUCUAGCAGGCUGUGUGCCACAAGCCCAACCUCGCCAGGACUACCUGAAGGGCCUGAGUAUUAUAGGGCAGAUAGAUCGUGUAGUAGAAGUUGUGGAGGAAACUAUUAAAGGUCAUUCUGUGAGGCUUCUGGGUCAGAAAAAGGAUAAUGGAAAACGUCUGGGGGGAGCACGACUGGAUUUGCCAAAGAUUAGGAAGAAUCCACUGAUAGAAAUAAUUUCCAUCAAUACAGGGUGUCUCAACGCAUGUACCUACUGCAAAACUAAGCAUGCCAGAGGAGAUCUAGCGAGUUAUCCAAUUGAUGAACUCGUGGACAGAGCCAAACAGUCUUUUCAAGAGGGUGUUUGUGAGAUAUGGCUGACCAGUGAAGACACAGGGGCUUAUGGCAGAGACAUUGGCACAGACCUCCCUACGCUUCUGUGGAAGCUGGUUGAAGCAAUUCCUGAAGGAGCUAUGCUGAGGCUUGGCAUGACAAACCCUCCCUAUAUUUUAGAGCAUCUGGAGGAAAUGGCAAAGAUUCUGAAUCAUCCAAGAGUAUAUGCUUUUCUGCACAUACCCGUCCAGUCAGCCUCUGACAGCGUGCUCAUGGACAUGAAAAGAGAAUACUGCGUGGCAGACUUCAAACAAGUAGUGGAUUUCCUUAAAGAAAAAGUGCCUGGAAUAACAAUUGCUACAGAUAUCAUCUGUGGUUUUCCAGGAGAGACAGAUGAAGAUUUUCAAGAAACAAUGAAACUUGUAGAACAGUACAAGUUUCCAAGCUUGUUUAUUAAUCAAUUUUACCCACGCCCAGGAACCCCAGCUGCAAAAAUGCCUCAAGUCCCAGCUGCAGUGAAAAAACAGAGAACAAAGGAUCUGUCCCAGCUGUUUCAUUCAUACAAUCCAUAUGAUCAUAAGGUUGAUGAGAGGCAGAGAGUUCUGGUAACAGAAGAAUCGUUUGAUUCCAAUUACUACGUUGCUCACAAUCCUUUCUACGAGCAGGUUCUUGUGCCAAAGGAUCCUCUGUUAAUGGGCAAAAUGGUAGAAGUGAAUAUUUAUGAAGCUGGGAAGCAUUUUAUGAAGGGGCAGCCAGUGUCAGAUGCCAGAGUCUACACUGCAUCCAUCACCAGGCCGUUAGCAAAAGGAGAAGUUUCUGGUUUAACAGAG